AUGGUAUCACUAGAGCAAAAUAGGGCGCAUUCGCUUCCGUCGCGCGCACUUGCCCCCCCCCGCGCUCACUCGCUCCCCCCGCGCGCACUCGCUCCCUCUGCGCGGACUCGCUCCCUCGGCGCGCACUCCCUCCGCGCUCACUUGCUCCCCCCGAGCUCACUCGCUCCCCCCGCGCUCACUCGCUCUCCCCGCGCUCACUCGCUCCCCCCUCGCUCACUCGCUCUCCCCACGCUCACUCGCUCCCCCCCCCCGCGCACUCGCUCCCCCAGCGCGCAUUCGCUCCCCCCGCGCUCACUCGCUCCCCCCCCGUGCACUUGCUCACCCUCUCCCAAACGCUUAGGUCUCCUCCUUCCCCUCUUACUAUCUCCUCCACCGCCUCUCCCUCCUUCUAACCGCUCGUCUUUCCCUCCCUGCAUCCCCUCCUUUCCCUCCCUGCAUCCCCUCCUUUCCCUCUCUGCAUCCCCUCCUUUUCCUCCCUGCAUCCCCUCCUUACCCCCCCUGCAUUCCCCCUGCUACCUAUCGUAUGCGUUGCCAGUGGUGCAGGCACUGGCAGGGCGUGUGGUGCGGCGAGUGCGGGCGGUGGUAGGGCGUGUGCCCACCAGGGACCUGGCUGCUCAGGUGGGUAAUUCGGUCAUUUCCCCCUCCCCAGUAGACGUUGGCGUAUAUGCUGCCAGUGAUGCAGGCCCUGGUGGGGCACGUGGUGUGAUGAGUCAGAGUGGUGGUUGCAUUGCCCACUCGAGACCUGGCUGUUCAGGUGGGUGUUAUGGCGUGAAGCACGUGUUUGACACCAUAGCGCUGGCAAUCGGCCUUGCAAUGGCUCUCGUCAUCGAAUCAUAG
Closterium sp. NIES-65 is the source of this 837-nucleotide messenger RNA. Lineage: Eukaryota; Viridiplantae; Streptophyta; Zygnematophyceae; Desmidiales; Closteriaceae. The record is from the annotation of a GenBank genome assembly.